Messenger RNA from Pestalotiopsis fici W106-1, 2574 nucleotides. RefSeq lists its product as uncharacterized. Bases 1 to 2574 code for a protein of 857 amino acids. The transcript has 6 exons. The record is from RefSeq and is a predicted model, not a curated record. Gene Ontology annotation, biological process: transmembrane transport. Lineage: Eukaryota; Fungi; Ascomycota; Sordariomycetes; Amphisphaeriales; Sporocadaceae. Gene Ontology annotation, molecular function: oligopeptide transmembrane transporter activity.
AUGUCGAGCGAAAUCGAGUCCAAGCGUGUCAACACGACGGAGGGUAUUCACGAGAAGGAUGCCGAUGGCUACAGGUCGAGCGACGUUGAGCUCCCGAUCGAUGCUCAGGUCGAAACGGAUCUCAAUGUCACAGAACAGGAUUUGCAGGAGGCCAGGGAAUUGGCUGGCAACCUGACCCUGGAGGAGAUUCGUCCCAUGAUGGAAAAGGUCCUAGCCAUUCACGAGAAGGAUCCCAACUUUCCCUUUAGCAUCAUUGAGAGAAUCAGAGCUUUCUUGGGCAACGAGGAUAUCUUUGAAAACCCUGAGAAGCAUGGCGUGUUGAUUGAGGAGAUGAAGUUGGAGGCUUCCCUGAUUACAGUCAACAGUCCCUACGCCGAAGUCAGAGCCGUCGUCGACAACCAUGACGACCCCAGUAUCCCAUGUGGUACCAUCCGUGCUUGGGUCAUUGGUUCUGGUUUUGCCAUCUUGUUGGCUUUCAUCAACCAGCUAUUCUCUAUCCGUCAGCCGGCCAUCAAUGUCCAGGCCAACGUGGCCCAGUUGCUCGCCUAUCCCAUUGGCAAAUUCUGCGAAAAGACACUGCCCGACGUCGGAUUCACACUCUGGGGCAUUCGCCACAGUCUGAACCCUGGCAAGUUCAGCAAGAAGGAACACAUGUUGAUCACCAUCAUGGCCAACGUCAGCUGGAACUACCCGUACACGAACAACAUCAUCUGGGUGCAAUAUUUGCCAACCUACUUCAAUCAAAGCUAUGCCGGCCAGUUCUCCUACCAGAUCUUGAUCGCCCUUGCCACCAACUUCAUCGGCUACGGUAUGGCUGGAAUUGUCCGCCGAUUCCUUGUGUACCCUUCGUACUGCGUUUGGCCUGCCAGUCUGGUGACUAUCGCCUUGAACUCGGCUUUCCACAAUGACAAGACUGGUCCAGUUGAGUCUCCGUUCGGCAGACUGUUCACCAUGACCAGAAUGAAGUUCUUUGGCGUUACCUUUGCCGCCAUGUUCGUAUACUUCUGGUUCCCACAGUACAUCUUCACCGCUCUGAGCGUUUUCUCCUGGUUGUCCUGGAUUUCGCCCAACAACACCACCCUCUCGGCCGUGACGGGUUUCAACAACGGCCUUGGCGUCAAUCCUUGGCCAACUUUUGACUGGAACAUUUUGCUGUUUGACAACACCGAUCCCCUCAUGAUUCCAUUUUUCUCCACCAUGAACAAGUUCAUUGGAUCCUGCAUCGCAUGUGUCGUGAUUGCUGCGCUUUGGUGGAGCAAUGCCUGGAAUACAGCUUAUCUCCCUAUCAACUCGAAUCGCGUCUUCGACAACACUGGUUCUCUUUACAACGUCUCGAGGGCCAUUGACGACCGCGCACUGUUCGACGCCGCAAAGUACGCCGACUACUCGCCGCCAUUCCUGUCUGCUGGAAACUUGACAGUGUACAUGUUCUUCUUUUCCAUCUACUCUGCCACCGUCAGCUACGCUUAUCUUUACCACCGAUAUGAGAUUGCCAUGGGUUUCCGCAACCUGUUCAACAGCUUCCGCAAGAACAAGGAUACCGAAUUAGGCACAUACACUGACGUGCACAACCGAUUGAUGGCCAAGUAUGCCGAAGUUCCCGAAUGGUGGUACAGUCUCGUCGUCGUCGUCGCCAUUGCCCUUGGAUGUGCUGGUAUCGCCAACUGGGAAACGUACACCUCUGUGGGCGUUGUCUUCUACGGUCUUGCCCUCUGUGCUCUUUUCGUUAUCCCAGUCGGCAUCAUCAAGGCCAUGACCGGUAUCGAGGUUACCCUCAAUGUGCUGGCCGAGUUUAUUGGUGGUUCCUGGGUUCAGGGCAAUGCUUUGGCCAUGAACUUUUUCAAGAGUUUUGGCUACGUGACAUGCGCUCACGCUGUUUGGUUCUCCAACGACUUGAAGUUGGCCCACUACGUCAAGAUUCCGCCACGCCAGACCUUCAUGGCUCAAAUGAUCGGAACGCUCAUUUCGACCUUUGUCUGCGUUGGUGUUCUCAACUUCCAGAUGAACCAGAUCCCUGAUGUCUGUACCGUGGACGCUCCCAACCGUUUCACCUGCCCUGGAAUCAACACCUUCUUCACUGCGUCAGUGCUCUGGGGAACAGUUGGCCCUGUCAAGGUCUUUGGCGCCGGUGGUCUGUACACGGCACUACUUGUUGGAUUCCCAUUGGGCUUUGUGGUACCCAUCAUUUUCUACUUUGUCCAGAAGAGAUACCGCAAGCAGUCGUGGCUGCGUCAAAUCCACCCGGUGGCUCUAUUCUACGGCGCCCUGACCUGGGCUCCCUACAACUUGUCCUACAUCUGGCCCGCCGUUCCGAUUGCUUGGUUCUCGUGGAUCUACCUUAAGAGGCGCUACCUUGCCUUUUGGUCCAAGUACAACUUUGUGCUUUCCGCUUCCUGGAGCUCUGCUAUUGCCAUUGCCGCCAUUAUCAUCUUCUUCACACUGCAAUGGCUGCAGGUUGAUCUCGAGUGGUGGGGCAACGACGUCGUAGCUGAUGGCUGCGAAGGCAGCGCUUGCACUCUCAAAACUCUGAACGACGGCGAUUAUUUCGGACCCCGACUCGGCGAGUUCAGCUAG